Branchiostoma floridae (Florida lancelet) is the source of this 1343-nucleotide messenger RNA. RefSeq lists its product as uncharacterized. The record is from RefSeq and is a predicted model, not a curated record. The transcript has 3 exons. Lineage: Eukaryota; Metazoa; Chordata; Leptocardii; Amphioxiformes; Branchiostomatidae. Bases 244 to 663 code for a protein of 139 amino acids.
GAAGAUGGAUCCUUCAAUGAACGGAGAAGGGGAGAACUGGUGGUGCCAGCCCCAAAAGUCCAGUCCAUACAUGCCAGAGUGUAUUGCUUCAUCAUCCUUGCCCCAUCAUCAUCAUCAACAUUGAACCAGAACCAUUACACUGGUGAGUCAGAUCUCAGGAAGCCUACAUCAGAGGGGGUGAGGGAUGCAGGCACCCCCAAACUGGGCCUGACAGACUCCCAGCUCCUGUGGCUAAAGGACACAAUGAGCUCACCACCUGCUGCAUCUCUCAACAUUCACAAUCCAGCAGCUGCAGAGACAGAUGCUCCACCUGCCCACAUGAAGGGGAUGCUGGCAGCAAGGGAGCACAUUUUACAGCAGCUAGGUAUUGGAAGAGGAAGCUUGAAAAAACCUUCAGUUUCCAUUCCUGGUGGUCCUGUGGCCCCCACAACACAUCCUGUACAGGCCUGGCAGUCUCAUGUACCUGUACAGGCCUGGCAGUCCCAUGUGCCUGAACAGGCUAGACAGUCUCAUGUACCUGUACAAGCCUGGCAGUCUCAUGUACCGGCACAGGUCCGACAGUCUCAUGUGAGUGGACAGGCCUCUCAUGCACCUGAACACACAAGUGUCCCCACACUGGCUGACUGGGAUGUAGAAAGUAUCAUCCUCAUUACAAGCAUCUAAUUCUAUGUAGUAUCUGAAUUGGUCAAGACAUUUUCCUUCCUUCAUGCAACGUACAUACAUGAUACCGUAUUGCCAUCGUCAAACAAUAAGACAGUUAUUACUGUGUCCCUAUGUAUGUCAAGCCUGGGCCAACUUUAUCAUGUUGUAACUUUUGUAAACUAUGCUUGUGUUCUAUAUUGCGAUUAUGUCACCGUGAUGCAGUGGUAGGCAAAAAGCAGGUGUUUUACAAAAUAUUGAUUUACAUAUUAACCAGUAAUUUAACCUGCUACUUUGGAUAUGAAUUUUUGAUCCAAUCUACUGACAUCCUGGUAGGCAGCAGCCGUGGAAUACCCUGGAUAUAAACAACAGCGAUUGCUCGUAUUGCUUGAGAGUGCUUAAACCCAAGUUGUGUUUUCUACAGCAAUAUCUAUGCAGCAUAUGUGGAGGGCAUGUAUGGUGGGCUUGCAGCAGCAGGUGGCUAUGCAUAUCCACUCAAUGAUACACCACCAAAACCCCGUCAUGGCUCCAAAGAUAGAGGCAAUAAGCUUGCACAGACCCCACCAGAGCAAAACAAUGGACUGACGAAGGACAAUUCGAAAACUCCGGAAAAAAUGCAACAAGAUAGACUGGGUGUCAAGAUACUGGGAAUGGAAUCAUACCAGACUUAUGUUGAAAAGAAAGUUGAGGAGGAACCAAAGAAA